This is a messenger RNA of Strongyloides ratti, 1902 nucleotides long. Its product is annotated as Putative apoptosis-inducing factor 1, mitochondrial. The record is from RefSeq and is a predicted model, not a curated record. Gene Ontology annotation, biological process: apoptotic process; mitochondrial respiratory chain complex assembly. Bases 1 to 1902 code for a protein of 633 amino acids. Gene Ontology annotation, molecular function: protein dimerization activity; NAD(P)H oxidase H2O2-forming activity; FAD binding. Gene Ontology annotation, cellular component: mitochondrion; cytoplasm. The transcript has 4 exons. Lineage: Eukaryota; Metazoa; Nematoda; Chromadorea; Rhabditida; Strongyloididae.
AUGAUUAUUAUAUUCGUGCAUAAAAGUUUCUAUUAUCUUAUUUUGCAAAAUAGUUUGAAUUGCUUUAGAAAUUCUUAUUCUCGGAUAUUAUCAAAAAAACAAUGUUUUUUAAGUAACGAAAUUUCAAAAGCUUCUCUUUGGACAGCUGUUUGGCGUGAUGCUGAAAAUAGAGCAAUUAACAAUAGAAACAAAAAUAGUUUUUCAAAACCAACUAGGCUGAGGAGGUACAGUACCGGUUGGGAUGGAAUUUCAGGACCGACAUUUACAAAUAAAGAAGAAUCUAAUAAUGAAACUUCAAAAGAUUUAUCCAAAUUUACUUUCGCAACACUUGCAAUAUCAACUUUAGGAUACUUACUUUCAAGAACUGCUUCUGCAGAAAGUGUAAAAGAUGAAGAAAAAGAACCAGCAAAUAUGUCACAAGCAGAUUAUACAUUACUUUCAACAGAAAAGACAACUGAUGAUGAUAAUAAAGUAAAGGCUUCUUUUCCUAAUCAUAUUCCUUUUCUUCUUAUUGGAGGAGGAACAGCUUCAUAUUAUGCUGCUUUAACUAUAAGAGCUAAAAUUCCAGAUGCACAUUGCCUUAUUGUAACUGAUGAAAAAACGACACCAUAUAAUAGAACACCUUUAUCUCGUGAUGUUUGGUGGUAUGGAGAUGAAAAAACUCCACAAUAUUUAUCUUAUACAACACUUGCAGGAAAAAAACGACAAGUACCUUAUGAAUCAAAUGGAUUUUUUAUUGAUCCAAGUCAAAUGCCUGAAUUUGAACAUGGAGCAGUUAGUAUAAUUAAAGGAAAAAAAGUUAUUAAAAUAGAACCAGAAAAUCACAAAGCUAUUCUAGAUGAUGGUACUGAGAUAACUUAUGAAAAAUGUCUUAUUGGAACAGGUUCAAAAGCAAAAGAAUUAGAUGUAUUAAAAGGUGAGCAAUUUAAAAAUCAUGUUACAACAUUGAGAGGUGUUGAGGAUUACAGAACAAUUGCUAAGAAAAUAGAAGAAGGUAAAAAAGAUUUUGUUGUUAUUGGUGGUGGCUUUUUGGGAACAGAACUUUCAGUAUCAUUACUAAGAAAUAAAUUACAAGAUGAUGAUGGUAAAUUAAAGAUUACUCAAGUUUUUAGAGGCAAAGGUGUAUUAAGAAAAGAACUACCGGAAUAUAUGUCAAACUAUACUGCAAUGGAAAUGAAAAAAAUGGGUGUUAACAUUAUGGCAAGUAGAAAUGUUACGGGAGGAGAAAUAUUAGAUAAUGGAAAAAUAAAAUUAAAGAUAACAAAUGAUGAUGGUUCACUAAAUGAAAUAGAGACAGAUCACGUCAUCGUUGCUAUUGGUUCUGUACCAGAUAUAACAUUAGGAAAAGAUUCAGGAUUUGAGGUUGAUUCGGACAUAGGGGGAAUUUGUACAGAUUCUGGAAUGCGUUCUACACUUCAUCCAGAUGUAUUUAUAGCUGGAGAUGUGUCAUCUUUUUACGAUCCAAUAUUUGGUCGAAGGCGCAUUCAACAUUGGGAGCAUGCACAAAUUUCUGGAAGAUUAGCAGGUGAAAAUAUGGCUGGUGGAUCUAAAACAUAUACACAUCAAGGAUCGUGGUAUACAAUUCUUUCUCCACAUAUUCAUUAUACUGGUGUAGGUAGAACAGAUUCAAAUUUGCCAACAGUAUCAAUUUUUGCACAAGAAGUAGAUGAUGAAAAGACAGAUAGUGGUGAUGAUAUCCAAAAAGCUGUUAUCUUUUACACUGAAAAUAAACGAAUAGUAGGUGUUGUUUUAUUGAAUAUUUUUAGUAUAGGUGUAGAAGUUGCUAGAAGAUUAAUUAUGGAUAGACAAGAAAUUGAAGAUUUUGUUGAAAUUUCUAAAUUAUUUGCAUUUUAUCCUGGACCAGACGAAUUAGAAGAAGAAGAAGAAUCUUUGAAAAAAUAA